Paecilomyces variotii is the source of this 2329-nucleotide messenger RNA. RefSeq names its product RNA polymerase I-specific transcription initiation factor-domain-containing protein. NCBI's taxonomy places the organism in Eukaryota, Fungi, Ascomycota, Eurotiomycetes, Eurotiales, Thermoascaceae. The record is from RefSeq and is a predicted model, not a curated record. The coding region runs from base 301 to 2118 and encodes 605 amino acids. The transcript has a single exon.
AUAAGAUUCUAGAUGAGCGGUGGUAUUCCUUUCUUGUACAGUAGUAAGGAUACCUUUCAGGAACCAGCCAUACUCGUCAAAUUUCGCGGAAGCCAGGUUUCAAGCCGCUGUCCAAUCCUCCUCGACACGGCAUAAUUUUGGGGGAGAAUUUGAACAUCGCUAUUGGCUGUCUGCUGACACGAGCGCUCUUUGUCGAAAGUACUCUGCAGAUAUUACAAUCGUCCAUGUGAUGAUAGCCUCCUGCAUUCGACAAGAAAGAGCGGGAGGUGAUCCCUCGAACAGAGAUUUCAGAUAAAGGCUAUGUCCGCGUCGUCGCAGCAACGUCCAGAUCAUGAAUAUCCUCCCCAAUCGGCUCAACCCUAUCGUUCCAUAUUUGGAUCGAGCAGUCAGCCUAUUGAACAUGACGAGGCCAGAGAGUCUGACCAUGACGUGGAUAUCGAAGAUGUACUAAAUGAGGAGCUACCUCCUAUGGGUGAUGACUCUGAUGAUGCGACAUACGACGCGAGUGACGAAGACGCGCCCCUUCCUGAGAGGCGCAGUACGGUGGAAAACAAAGCCAAGGAAAAGAAGAAAGCAAAAUACAAGGCGCCCAUUUCGUAUAGUGAUACAGACAUUUAUCGUUCGGAGUCACCACCUGUGCAUCGACCAAAUAGGUACCAUGGUCCUACCUCUACUUGGCGCUUAUGGACUCAGAAAGAGCGUCAAGUUGCUGAAUCCCUGGAGAUCAUACGUGCCAGAGAUCUCUCAGCUCAUCUGUUCAAUGCUCAUGCGCUGAAACGACGGGCCAGAGAGAUUCGAAAGAGAAUUGCUGAAAAUGGCAGCCAGGAAGAGGAAGAGACGGCGUUUGUCCCAGGCAAGCUGUGGACAGCAUGGCCUAUGCCACCUGAGGAAGUUCCCAGGUUGGAUGAAUCGCUGAUCAACGACAACGAUGAUCCAUACACGAUUAAAAGAGCGCCGGAUAUCAGACCAAGUGCUCCGUUAGAAGAAUCUCUCAUAGCCGUGAUGCUGAAGAUUUCGAAGGAACGGUUCCAAGCUAGGGAAGAGAUGCCGAAGAGUUAUGUUUGGCACAAGAGAGAGAGUUCUCGUGGAUACGAUACUACGGAGGCAUCUGGAAAUGAAGGCGGCUGGAAGAGUGAACCGGAUACUGCAGAAGGUAUCCAAUAUCGCCCAGUAGUUCAAGCGGACGAUGAGAUGUCUCGACGACAACUACGGCCUCUGACACGACAAAUUUUGAGUCGGUUAGACUCACUUCUAAUGAGUUUACACCACGCGCGGAAAGCUAGUAUGGUCCCAGACGAGAGUUCUGCCAGCGAGAGACAGUCUGAGGCAGAGAGCUUGGCUUCUCGUCUAUCAUCACCCAGAAAGAGGAGAGGGACAAGCACACUGGAAAGGAGUCAAUCAAGAGGGAGAAAGCGAGCUCGUGCAUCCUCUCGCAGCAAAAGCAGAAAAAGAGCUGCCUCAAACCCCGAAGAGGCUCCAGAAUAUGCGAUAGACUCUUCUGAGUCUGAUUCGUCUGUUUCCGAGACUUCACGUCCUUCAAAGCGAGAGUCGACAAGGACACCGGUCUCCUUGUCACGAAGUCGUUCAAGGGUUGGAGGGCGGUCAGCAAGACUCGCUAUAAGGGAUUGGAGCGAUGUUCUCGGAAUCGCUUCCAUGACCGGGUGGCCUUCCGAAGUGGUAAUGCGCGCCGCACGACGAUGUGCUGAUUUAUUCGGCGAGGACAUGACUUUCCAGACAUUGAGCGAAGGAGCCGUACGGAAGACGAAGUCUACGGAUGGAAGAGAUCUAUGGAAGUAUUCGGCCAGCGAAGAAGAAGAGCCGCCUGCUCCCAAGCUCAAACGUACGCGGUCCCGCGCGCAGUCUACCAAAGGAGAGAGCAGUCGAGCAGCGUCUGUAGUUGCGAAAGAGGACGGUGAAGAGCAGAGCGCUGUAAGGCCGUUCAAAGGCAAAGGAGAGCACCGCAAGAAGGAUCUUGUGUGUCCUGUGAAGGGUUGCAGUAGACAUACCGAUGGUUUCACACGCACGUGGAAUUUGAACUUGCAUAUGAAAAGAGUCCAUCCGUCACACCCGUUGAGGAGUGGGAAUAAAUCAAACCCUGUAACGGACGACGAUGGCUAGUGAUCUCACGUUUCAGAAGCAGUGCUAUUGCGCCAGUUUUUAUCUUCUUUUUGAUGGAUAUGUAUUUUCAAAGUUAAUACGCCGAGCUAAGAUCUAUACUUGCUACAUAUGUAGAAGUCUUAUCAUGAUUACAGCCUUAGGAGCUGGUCCUGGAGCAAGUAGUUUUUUCACUCCUGAUUCAGACACUACUAUAAAAAGUCGGAAUACGCUG